Mizuhopecten yessoensis (Yesso scallop) is the source of this 4051-nucleotide messenger RNA. RefSeq lists its product as uncharacterized. Bases 912 to 2012 code for a protein of 366 amino acids. Lineage: Eukaryota; Metazoa; Mollusca; Bivalvia; Pectinida; Pectinidae. The record is from RefSeq and is a predicted model, not a curated record. The transcript has 3 exons.
CUCAACACGGAAUCCUAGACCGCCUAUCUCCACUAUAGCACAUUAACCUUAUCCUCAACUAUACCAAGGACCGCUGAUCUUGCACCAUAACACGGAAUCCUCGACCGUCUAUCUCCACUAUAACACAUUAACCUUAUCCUCAACUAUACCAAGGACCGCUGAUCUUGCAUCAUACCAUGGCAUGCUAGUCUGUCUAUUUACUACAUGUAGUAUAUAAAAAAAAUCUGUUUCUCCAAUAUAGCACACUAACAUUAUCCUCAAUUAUACCAAGGAAACGCUUAUUUUGCAUCACAAUUUAACAUGGAAUCCCAGUCCUUACAAAUACUACUAUAUCACGAUAUACUGCUUCUCAACUAUGAGAUGAAAUCUGUGCCCCCUCCUGUUGGCUAUUUUGGGAACAUUUACAAAAACAGAUGAUGUGACUGAUAACAUUUACAUAUGAAUAAAGAGUAUAUCCAGCUACACAGACUGAUGUGUAUUGUUCACUCUCAAACGUUACCAACUAGGACCCGGAAGCCUUCUAAAGCCUCACAACAUUAAGAAUAACUACCUCAAAUACGGUUCACAUUUCAAAGAAAAAAACAAAAACUGAAAUUCAAUAUUAAUAUUACAUACAUGUGUGUGAACUUACAAUGAUACCUGUUAAACAAGUUUUACUGAACCUUUCUGAAACUGCCUUUUAUAAAUUCAGUAGCCAAUUUGUAAGCUGACCACACAACCUUGUUCUGGUGAAUUCAUCCGUUUCUUUCCAUGUGACUGACUGAAUUGCGACUAGAUAUGAAUUAUUAUAUAUUUUCGUUUACCACAUGGGACGGAGUAAACAAUAUUGACAUGUAUACGGGUAUGUUGUCAUCGCAUGGGAUUGUCUAUGACUGCUGACGUCACACACGUGACCCGAUGACCUGUCCAAGAUGAUGUUUAAAACAAGAUGGCGGAAGAGUACCCUGUGUCUGCUUGCAGUGGUCAUGGUGGUGGUCAUCCUGGUGAUGAACAUACUGGACGUUCCCUUCGGCCUGCUGGACAAGGGUCUCCAAGUGGAACGUGAUCCACUACUAGCUUCUCCUGUUUCCGUUCCUGUGAUCAUUCCAGAAGUUGAAGUGUAUACAUUCCAGGAAGUGACGAAAUGGACACGUGACUCAAACGUGUGCGCUGCCAUAGACAAUAAGAUAUACCAUGGAGAUUUUUUCCGUGUUCCUUUAGAAUCUCAGGUUGGUAGCUUAUCCGUGUUUAUCCAUAAUCCAACUAAGGAUGGACUCUCCGGGAAAAUUUAUAAGGAACGAAGAUGGGAGCCGAACAUUCUGAACGUCAUACUUUUGUUCCUCAGAACUGACGAUGACACAAAUUUUAUAGACAUUGGAGCAAAUAUUGGCCUACAUGGUUUGCAAAUCGCCAAGUAUGGACGCAAAGUUUUAGCUUUAGAAGGUAGCAUGUAUAAUGUUCAGCAUAUAUGUGCAUCAACACACUAUGGGCGCUUCCAUGACUACGUAAAGGUUAUAUAUAAUGUUGUAGGAAAGGACCACAGUAUGUCUAACAUAAUACUCGGACGCGGAGGGGAUUUGACCGGAAAUUUUGUGAACAUAUCAAAUAUAAGAAAACAAAAGUUCAAAACUGAUGGUAGGUAUUCGUACAAAGAAACAUCCGUUUCUGUACCAACUGUGAUGCUAGAUGAUUUAGUUACAUGGGAACACUUUGAAAUGUUCAAGAAAUCGUUUAUCAAAAUGGAUGUGGAAGGUUCGGAACACUUUGUAAUGGAAGGCGCAAAACGGUUUAUGCAGAAUUCCAUUAUAAAAGGAAUAAUAAUGGAAUGGACAUGGCAUAUAGGUCAAAGUUCAUCAGAAACGAUACUCAGUAUAAUGAAGUCCUAUAACUUUCAACCUUAUGACUUCGCAAACACCAAAAUCACGCGGAAAAAAUUCUUUACUCAAGACAGUGUUACAAAAUUGUUUCGAAGUUUGAAUCCCAAUGAAUCGAACGUUUGGCCGGAUAAUGUGCUCUGGAUGCCUGCAUCAUGAUCAUUUCUAACAUAUCAGAUUAUGUUGGCGAUGUUCUAUAAGCAAGAGUUUUCUGUCUCCUUAAUGUCUGAAAUACAUUCUCAAAGAAUAAUGUCUCCAUGUAAAGCUGUAAGGCGCAUGCUUUUGCUUACUAAUCCAGCAACGCUGCUUAUCAUAACGUCAUCAAUGCAAUCAAGUCAUUAAGUAUAAUCUCCCAACAGGUGUAUGAUGUGUACUCAGAAUGUUCUAAUGCUAGAUCUGAUGAGUAUAAACCCUAGUUGCCAAGCGUGUAUUCGUGUUACAAAUGUGCUAUCAUGCUAUAAGCGUAUUGUAAAGUGUUACAAAUGUUUACAUGAGUUACAAGUGUGUACAAGUGUAACAAGUAUGUACUCGUGUCACAAGUGUGUUUGCCAUGCUACAUGUGUGUUACACGUGUGUGACAAUUGUGUAAUUGUUCCAAGCGUAUCGUCGAGUCAUCAGUUACAUGAGUUACAAGUAUGUACCGGUGUUACAAGUGUGUACUCGUGUCACAAAUGUGUACUAGUGUCACAAGUGUGUUUGCCAUGCUACAGGCUUGUUACACAUGUGUGGCAAUUGUGUAAUUGUUCAAGGCGUAUACUCGAGUCACCAGUGUGCACUCAUGCAACAAGAGUGUGUAACAAAUGUUAACAUGUGUUACACGUAUGUAUAAGUGUUACAAGUGUAUACCCAUGCUACAAGUGUACACACCAUGCUACAAGUGUGUUACGUGUGCUACAAAAUGUUAACAUGUGUGACAAGUUUGUACAAGUGUGUACUCGUGUAAAAAGUGUAUAAAUUUGCAAUAAAUAUACACGUCACAUGUGCUACAAGUAGUUUUGUUGUAAGUGCGUAUUUGUUUAUAAAAUGUAAACACAUGAUCUCUUCAUGUUCCAUUUACAUAUUGAUGAAUAUAAAACAACGAUACAUGACCUCGUGCUGUAUAUGAAUAUGUAACACAUUGAUAGACAAAUCAUGGAUGAAUGUGUCUGUAUAUCACAUACGUCUGUACAGUGAAUGUGACAUAUAUAUAAACACGUCACUGUUUAACACAUGUGUAAAGACAGUGUAUGGAUUAUAUCUGUAGAUAUUCAUGUGUGGAUCUUUAACACACUAUGGAUACAAUCAUCGGUACGCGUAUUCUAAUGCAUGUUCCAGCUCUGUAAGUAGUUUAUUGGUACACAUAUGACCAUAACAGUUGUUCAUAUUAGUACUAAUGUCAUGAUGGCAACUUAAUUGAUUCAAUAAUUUGUUCGCAGGUUGAUAUACAUUUUGCUUUUAUGUAAUUUAUUCUGACGUAAUUAUUCGUUAUGCUAAACUUUUGAUUUACUCAAUAGUCACUUUAAAAUAAAAUAUCUUCAAACCUGCUUAAAAAGUAUCCGUUCCUUCAAAACAAUUAGAAUCCAAACAUAUUUAAUUAGUAUUUCACUCUCAUUAUCUAUAAAGAUAACCCUGUCCUAAGCAUAUCUAUUAAUACAGGAAUGAAAUGAGGUAACUGUUCCCGAACGAGUUAUGUUUAGUUUUCCCAAAGGGAGAUAAAUCGUACGAUGUACACUGCGCUUGCUUACGUUUGUAUGACCUGUCAAUAGUUUUGAAGUUUUAUGAAAUAUAUUAACGGCUCAUAUCCUGUUUGUUCAUUAUGGCCAAUGAAACAGCUCUCAUUUCUGCAGGAAUAUUUAAUUUAUUGUUGCUUCAUUUUCUCUUGGAUAAAAUAUUAAAAGACCGUAUCAUAUGAAUACGUUGUUCCUACUUGUAUUUAGCUUCACAUGAGUAAAUCAAGACAUAAUUAAAUGCAAAAUCUUCACGCCUUAAAGCUGUUUCCCGUCUUUUCUCAGCCUGGGUUUGGAUUGAUAUGAUAUGUAUCUAAUUUUCUUUGUGUACCUUGAUGGUUGCAAUAUUUUCUGUACAGUGUGGUCAAUUUCAGUUCACUCAAGCUGUGAUGUCCUGAAUUGAAGUGUGUUUAAAUGACGUCAUCAGUUCACAAUUGGCUAUCAACAGGGACAUCUUUGUGAACAUUCCAUUAAAAUAUCUUCAGUUUGUAA